Messenger RNA from Micromonas pusilla CCMP1545, 669 nucleotides. RefSeq lists its product as uncharacterized. NCBI's taxonomy places the organism in Eukaryota, Viridiplantae, Chlorophyta, Mamiellophyceae, Mamiellales, Mamiellaceae. The transcript has a single exon. The record is from RefSeq and is a predicted model, not a curated record. Gene Ontology annotation, molecular function: RNA binding. The coding region runs from base 1 to 669 and encodes 222 amino acids.
AUGGAUGCGGGCGGAGAUAGUACGAAAGGCGAGAGAUUGCUCACCGAUCUCACAACUCUUUUCAUCGGUCAAAUGCCUUACGACACCAAGGUCGAACACAUUGUGCCGUGGCUGAAGACUAUCCUCAAGCGUGAAGGUUGUGCCGGCGACGUGCAUGCUGUGCGCCUCGCUGGGGGAGGAACAUCCAACAGGAAAUUCAGAGGAUUCGCUUUUGUUGACUUCAAGUCUCGUAAGGCAGCGAAGAAGUGCCGCAAGUUCCACAACACCCUUUUCCGCGGACGCAAGGUAUCCAUCGAGCCGUGCUCACGUAAAAAUUACUCUUAUCCGAAGAGCACCAAGGGAGAGGAUGAUGUUGAAGGCGACGUAAAGAGACAAUUGAAACGGCUCGUAGAUUCCGAUAGUGUUGAUGCAAUGGUGAAGGAGGCAUGCUUUGCUUCAGAGGGAACACUGCGAGAGCAUGACCUGGACGAAAAGUUGAGAUCGUUUCUUUCACUUCUUCCCAGGAAAGUGGGAGUGGCCGCUCUGAAAGCCAUACAGAAGCAGACGAGCAAGGCUCCCCGAACAAGCAGGGCUCGAUAUUUCAUGGGGAUAGUAAAAAAGGUAUCAAAACAGCACUGGGAUAAGAGCGAGGCAAAAAGAAAGAGAGUAACGCCGCGUGAACAGCCAUAA